Messenger RNA from Camellia sinensis, 702 nucleotides. Lineage: Eukaryota; Viridiplantae; Streptophyta; Magnoliopsida; Ericales; Theaceae. The record is from RefSeq and is a predicted model, not a curated record.
AUGGCCAACGAUAGUGCCGAUGACAUUAAUGCCAUCCAGUAUGCCCAUUCCUUUUCAAUACAAUCUUUUGAGAAUCGUGAGAAGUUGGCCGAGAAGAAGAGGGAGGUCUCCUCUCUUCAAAAGACUAAUAAGAACUUGCAGUCAAAGAUGAAGACCCUGGAAGAUCAGGCUGAGGAUGCUAUCAAGGCUCAACAUGACGCCGAAGAGAAAACAGGUGCUGCUGAGGCGAUAAACAAAAUUCUCCAAGCCCAGAUGAAAGAGGCCAAGGACAAGAUGGCCGCGGCCCAAAGGGAGCUUCAAGACGCCCUGGCCACCAAAGAGGCCGAGGUCAAGGCCGUCGACGAGAAGGGCUACAACGAAGGGGUGGCCGAUGUCACGGCGGACUACGAAAAGCAGCUUGAAGUUCCCAAGGACUCGCCCCUUAAGAACGCCGACGACAUUCCUCUUCCAUUUCCUCCAACUCCAACUCAAUCUGAUAACGACUCUGAAUCUGAGGAGGAAGUUUUGAAUGAGGAAGUCCCCAAGGAUGCCACUCCAGAAAAGGCGUCAUCGGACACACCUCCUGCCGACAAGAGCAUAGAUGUGACCCUUCAAGAAAUUGAUGCUGAACUUGCGACCGAGAAGGUUACCGAGAUGGUUACCGAGAUGUCUUCUCAGCAGUCCUCCGAGGUCCAAACCCAGCCUGCUGCUGAAGACUCUUGA